This is a messenger RNA of Callorhinus ursinus (northern fur seal), 325 nucleotides long. NCBI's taxonomy places the organism in Eukaryota, Metazoa, Chordata, Mammalia, Carnivora, Otariidae. The record is from RefSeq and is a predicted model, not a curated record.
AUGAAAGAAGUCAUGUCCAACAACAGCACCACUAGCAUCUCGCAAGCCAGGAAGGCUGUAGAGCAGCUGAAGAUGGAAGCCUGUAUGGACAGGGUCAAGGUCUCCCAGGCAGCCGCGGAUCUCCUGGCCUACUGUGAAGCCCACGUGCGUGAAGACCCUCUCAUCAUACCAGUGCCUGCAUCCGAAAACCCCUUCCGAGAGAAGAAGUUCUUCUGUACCAUCCUCUGACUCCGUUGGUGACGACGUGGCUCUUUUUUCUGUCCAUAAUUCCCUGGCAGAGACCGCAUGCUCUUAGCCGUAGGGAGUCCCAGCCAGCCCCGCCCUC